CGGCGUCAUGCCGGGGGCGUCGCACCAUCGUCGUCGGCAGCGAGCGUCUCGACUGAACGUCCUCGUCUCCCCAGGCCAGUAUCAAGCCGGGACUCGCUGUCGAGAGGGUCGAUCCACCUCCUGCUGUGUGCUCGGUGAAACGGUGAACCGGUCGUGAUCAGAACGAAGAGAGAUAGAGAAACAGAGAGAGCGAGAAAUAGAGAGAGAGGAGAGAGAGAGAGAGAGAGAGAAAAAGUAGCGACGCGACGAGGACAGGCAAGCGCACGAGGAGGGAUUCACGUCGCUGGUGCGCGCGUUCGCCGUGUGUAUGUUCGCGCUUUCGCCGGAACCACCGCCGAGGGUGGCGAGAGACAGACGGAGAAAAAUGGAGCGCGCGACGACGAGCGCCGGAUCGAUCGCGAUAUGAACGGACCGCCGGCUCGAGGAGGACUCGAAUAUACCGACCGCGAGCUCGCGAGCGUCCCUUGAGCAGUGUCUGAUGGUUUAACCGGAACUCGCGAAUCCGCGCGAUCCGCCGCAAGGGACUGUCGUGUGCGGGCGCCAUUGAAAACCACCACGCACGCACCACGAGCUCUCGGCAGCGGUGAACGGCGAGUCGUGGCGAGCGACGUGCCGAGCGCGAUCACACGGAGAGAGGUUGGCCGCUCUCUCGUGAUUCUGCGUCGCGACGCGUCGGAGAGGGAGGGACAGAGAGCCGCGGUGUGUGGUGAAAGUGCUCAUCGCGUGAUUAGGUCGAGGUCGUGUCGCCUGUCGCUGGGACCCUCCGUCCGGUGUGACCUUCGCCAGGUGCCGCCGGAAAUGAGGCUCGAGGUUAGGUGACGUCCCUCGCGAUUCCCACAGACAGACUCGCGCGACACCCUCGUGAUCACGACGCUCCGCGCGCUCCGUGCUCGUGAUCGCGAAACUCGCCUGCCUGCACCUGCAGUCGCAGAGGAGUCGCGGUGAAAGUGUGUCAUCGACGUGACGCGACGCGCCGCGCUACGAGAGAGGCGACUCGAGGGUUGCAGCGCGCUCCGACUAGGCACCCUCCGCGUGAAACGGCUCCCUCGUCGUCGUCGUCGUCGUCGUGGCGGUUGUCGCCGGAUUACGACGUGCGGUCAGUCCGAGGACUCUCCAGGGAGAAACGGGAGAGCCGACCACCGAAGAUCGCAUCGAUGAUCUCUCUUGAGGUUGAUCGCUGAAUUUUCCAUAUCUUUGCGUCGUGUCACUGCGAAAUCAUCCACUAGGCCCACUGAUGUCACGCUCUAUGCGGACAAGUCUGAGGAAGUAACUCAUCGAAGAAAAAUCCGAGAAUCGAAGUGUCGACUGCCGUGUGAGACGUUUCCAGAAGGAGUGAAAGGACUUGCUCCGUGUAUUUUUUGACGCGCUUGAACAAUCGUGAACGCAACUGAUGGUCCCCGUAUUGGGAAUCGAUUAUCAGCGAACGGUGUCAUAAGGCGGAUAACUUCGUCGAGGUAUUUUCGAGGAAAGAGUACUAACUCGAUCUGUCGAUCUCUUUGAUUUCUAUUCGCGACUCGGACAGAUUGCUUCUGGAAUAAGAGCGAAGCAGUUUUCGUCGCGAGUCAAUUCAGUGACUGCAGGAAGGAGGAAGACGCCGCGUGGAUCUCUUUCUCUCUCGUCGCGUGUUCAGUGUGUUUCCCGAGUGCUCUCUCGAGUAGGUGGAGAUUCGCGGAUUUUGCGACGCAUCAUCCAGCCGACUGAUCGAAUUCGAAAUUCAAGACAUAUCCGAAAAUAUCGAUUUUUACCGAUUUUACAAUCGACGAGCCUGACGAAGCUCCGAUUGUAGUAAUCCUAUUGGAUAUAAGGCCAUCUUACUUAUCAUCGGGCUCACCUUUGCGGAAGUCGAGUAGGAAGCUUCAAAUUCACCGAUUCGAAGUGACGCUUCAAACACAACGAGAACUAACGACGCUGCUUCCGGAAUGCACGCGUUCGCUCGCAGAUACAGUCGACGUGGUUGAAUCGCGGAUUCGUCGUUCUUCCGGGACAACAUCGGCGGGGGUGAAGAACGAUUCUCCCGAGUUCGUUCGGCGACAAGUUGCGAGGGGGCUCGGGGGAUCGUCUCGUUAAUCGAGGACACCCACUUACGCGGCAGAUAGACAGGAAAGGAGAAAGAGCGAGAGGAGCAAGAGAGGAGGAGAGAGGAAAAGAGAGAAGGGACAGAGCCACCGGGCACGAGCCAGCGCGUACGCUCACAAACCGCGUAUCACACCCACGCGAUCCGCGCGUGCGUGCUCUCACGUGUGCGAAUGCAGCCGGGUGGCACAACGUGGCGGUCACGCACCCACGCUCCGAGCUGCUCCGCGGGAUGCGUAUGAGCGCGUGACGUUAUCGCGCGCGCCAUACACACACACACACACACACACACACACACAUACACUUACACUCACACGUACACUCAUCCAUAUCCAUACACAUACACUCACAUCCAUACACAUAUACAUAGACACGAGCAGCCCACGCGAAACACGGACGAAUGAACAGGAUCUAGCGACCAGUUCAGAGAGUAAUCAUGCAUCCCUCGCCUUUGCUGGUGGUGCUGCUGCUGCUGCCGCUGCUGUUGCUGCUCGAGCGCUGCCAGCUGGCACGCUCCUUCCUGUUGGAGGGCUCCGCGACUAGCUACGCGCAAUUUCGCAAAUGGAACUCCGGCUUGAACGGCACCCUGGAGUUCGAGUUCAAGACCGAGCAGGGCAACGGACUGCUGUUGUACACGGAUGACGGUGGCACUUACGACUUCUUCGAGGUGAAGCUGGUCGAGAGCGCGCUCAGGCUGAGGUAUAAUCUUGGCGGCGGUGCGCAGAUCGUUACGGUUGGCCACGAUCUCGGUGACGGCCACUGGCACAAGGUGCAGAUCACCAGGUGCAACGAGAACACCACAUUGACCGUGGACGGUGUCGGCGCGGUCUCGACGUCGCGCGGCAAGGAGUUCGAGUUCGGCAAGCUCGCCGGGAACUCGGAUGUCUACGUGGGCGGCAUGCCCAGCUGGUACAACAGCAAGCUCACGCUGCUGGCGUUGCCUAGCGUGAUAUUCGAGCCCAGAUUCAAUGGAUAUAUUAGGAAUCUCGUGUACGCGGACGGCGAGAAUACCGUGCCCAGGAGGCAGGAGAUGAAGAGCCGAGACAUCAAGUGCGGUGCAUUCCCGUGCGUCGACAAUGCCAUCAAACGCAAGUCCCCGAGGAGUUUACGCAACAUGAUGACGAAUACGACGGACGCCUGCGAGACUCGCGACCCGUGCCAGCACGGCGGCAUCUGCAUCUCCACGGACAGCGGGCCGAUCUGCGAGUGUCGUACUGGAGAUUACGAAGGCGCUUACUGCGAGAAAGACAAAGCUCCCUCGGAGGCGUCCUUUAGAGGAACUGAGUAUCUUACGAUAGAUUUGAGCAAAGGCGACCCGGUGCUUAGUACACAGGAAUCCAUAAGCCUGCAGUUCAAGACGAGACAGCCGAAUGGACUUUUAUUUUAUUCCGGAGAGGGCGAUGAUUAUCUCACCGUGUCGCUGAGAGACGGAGGCGCCGCGGUCGGGAUGACUCUGGCCAAAGGAAGAUUGGAUCUGCACAUAAAGCCGACCAAGUUGCGGUUCGACGAUAAUCAGUGGCACAAAAUCUCCGUCCACAGGAAGGUUCAAGAGAUCUCCUCGAUUACCAGCUUCUGCCGGCUUUCCGCCAUAGUCGACGGGGUUUACACCGAGCACGGCCAUACCGCGGGGUCGUUCACGCAUUUGGCGAGCGAUCGACUUCUCGUCGGCGGAGGUGCCGACGCGAGGUCCUUGCAGGGCGCCAAGGGGAUCAACAACUUCGUCGGAUGUCUGAGAAAGGUGGAGUUCGCGGCGGAGGGAGUCAAGAUGGAGCUAAUCGAGGCGGCCAAAAGCGGCGCAGCGGGCGCUGCCGCUUGGGGAAAGAUGGAUUUUCACUGUCGCGAGCCCAGAGCCUCGGAUCCGAUCACGUUCACUACCAGGGAGUCGCAUCUCAAGGCCGAUGCGGCGAUUAGCGCGAAGCGGCUCCACGGCACUUUGGUCACCUUCACCAGCCCAGAGUCCCACCUGGUUCUGCCGCCCUGGAAGGCCGCCAAGUCCGGAAGUAUAUCCUUCAAAAUCCGUACGAAUGAGCAGAACGGACUGAUCAUGUACAGCCGCAGCGGGGCGCACACGAGGCAAGAUCUGUUCGCCUUCGAAAUCCUCGGCGGACAUCUCUAUCUGCACGCCGACCUCGGAAGUGGCUCCGUCAAAGUGCGAGCGUCCAAGUCGCGCGUGGACGACGGUGUCUGGCACGAUGUCGCCCUGAGGAGAGUCGAAAGGGACGGCCGCGUCACCGUCGACACCUGGACAGUCGAGUUUCGCACUCCAGGCGACUCAACGCAAUUAGAUCUGGACGGUUUGCUGUACAUCGGCGGUGUCGGCGCGCCCUUCGCCCCGUUAACGGUGCCGCCUGUUUUGUGGACGGGCGCCCUUCGACAGGGCUACGUGGGAUGCAUGAGGGAUCUCGUGAUCAAUGGACACCCGGUGGAUAUCGCGGGAUACGCGCAACAGCAGGAUUCCGGUGCAGUGAGACCCGCAUGCCCCAUUCAAACCCCGCACUGCCCCUCGCAACCGUGCAUGCACGGUGGCCACUGUCUCGAAGGGUGGAAUCGAUUUCAUUGCGACUGCACCGGCACGCCUUUCACCGGACCCACUUGCGGCAAAGACGCCUCGACACUGCAUCUGAACGGCACGCAACAGUUGACCGCGUUGAUGCCGGAGGAUUCUAGGACGCAGGCGGAAGAGGUCAUCGUGCGAUUCAAGACGACGCGGCCGCGCGGGGUUCUCUUAGCGACGAGCCUGGAAAACAGCUCCGAUCGCUUGCAGAUCUACCUGGAAGAAGGCAAAGCGAGGAUGCUGAUCCACAUCGGCGAUCGAGAAAAGACACUGGUGGCUGGGCAAGGUCUCAACGAUGACAUGUGGCACACCCUGAGGUUCUCCAGACGAUCCAACUCGCUCAAGUUCCAGGUCGACGACGAGGCGGCGGUUCGAGUGGAGAAAGCGGAGUUGGGAAAGCAGAGCAUCCUGGAAUUUCGCACUCUCCACGUGGGCGGAUACCUGCACACGGGCGAGGAAAUGCCGCAUUUCGUGGGUCAGUUGCAGCAGAUCUGGUUCAACGGGUAUCCAUAUUUGGAGAUUGCGCGCAGCGCCGGGAAUCACGAGUUCUCGCAUCAGGGUGUCACACCCAUCAUCAGGGUGACCGGCAAAUUCGGCAAGAGGAACCAUCCGGUGCAUCGUCCGGUGACCUUCACCUCUAAGCACACCUACGUCGGUCUGCCGGUGCUCAAAGCGUACGUGGAGACCAACAUCUACUUCCAGUUUAAGACACGCGAGGCGAACGGCUUGAUCCUUUACAACGCCGGUAGAGAACGUGACUUCAUCGCGGUGGAGCUGGUUAACGGACACGUACACUACGUGUUCGACUUGGGCGACGGGCCCGUCAGGGUCAGGGACGCCUCCAAGUCCAAGUUGAACGACGGCAAGUGGCACGCCGUCAGCAUCGGCAGACCCGCCUCGAAGAAGCACACUCUCGCCGUGGACGACCACGUAACCGUCGGCAACAGCCCAGGCAGCAACGAGAAUCUCGAUCUCGACGGCAUAUUGUACAUCGGCGGAGUGGAGAAGACGCAGUACGGCCAGCUGCCGAAGCCGGUGGUCAGCCGCCACGGAUACGAAGGUUGCCUGGCGUCGUUGGACCUCAGCGGCGAGAGCACCGACCUCAACUUAGACGCCGUGGUGCCGAGCUCCCAAGUCAUGAGCGGAUGCGACGUCUACACCAACCUGCAUCCAGGCAAGAGGUGCACCCACGAUCUCUGCGCGAAUCAGGGCACAUGCGUGCAACAGUGGAACAGCUACACCUGCGACUGCGACAUGACGAGCUUCACCGGGCCGACAUGCAACGACGAGGCGAUCGCCUACGAAUUUGGAGCCGCCAGGGGGAUCAUCACGUACACCUUCCCGCCUGAACGCCGGCCGGAAAUGAAGAGGGACACUGUGGCUUUGGGUUUCGUUACCGGUGUAAACGACGCCGUGCUGCUUAGGAUAGAGUCCGCGUCGAGUAACGACUACCUCGAGAUCGAAAUCGUGGAGGGCAACGUUUUCGCGGUGUACAAUAUGGGCAGCAACGAUCACCCGAUCGGCGAAGUUGGCGUGAAAGUCAACGACAACCAGUACCACGUCGUCAGGUUCACCAGGACAGGGGCGAACAGCACGUUGCAGGUCGACGACUACAAUCUGCAGUCUAAUCAUCCGUCAGGUCACCAGCUGGCGGUGUUCAACAGCCAGUCCACCAUACAGGUGGGCGGCCGAUGGAAUCGCAGCAGGAACAAAAUCGAACGGCCAUUCCUGGGCGUGAUAGCCGGCCUGGUGGUCAACGGCGUCAGGAUCCUGGAGCUGGCGGCGGGCAAAGACGCCAAAAUCAUGACCAGAGGGGACGUCCAGCUCCUGCCGGCCGGAAGUCUGCUGGAUCGCGCCGCACCGUUGCAAAGGAUGCAACAGACACCCGCGUCCGGUUUCCCCGGCGUCAUGGACGACCUCAUAUUCUCCGGCGCCGGGAGCGGCUGCGCCGGUGACGAUGAGGACGAGGAGUGCACGCCGAUCUACGAGUCUGGCUCCGGUAAGUACGACAUCAUCACGCCUGUGUACGUGGCGCCCACGCGAUUGCCGACGACGGUGAAGCCGAAAUCGCGCAAGGAGAAUAUCCAGGAGCGUCCUUCCUGCGACGACGAGGAGGACUGUGAGGAGGGCUCCGGCGAUCCCGGCACGACGGAGGAGAUCUUCGUCACGUCGGCCACCGACAUCAGCUCGACGUACACGACGUCCCGCGAGUAUACGACCAGCCACAUCAGCACGCAGACCUCGUCGACGUCGUCGACAACGUUGAGCCGUGACGUCGUCACCGUCUCCGUCCAGUACAAUGUGUCAACCACAGAUCUCGAGACCAGCCACGGCAGCAGCGUCGUGACGCACCGAUCUACCAUCGUGACGACCCCGAGCACCACCACGGAGAUGACGGAGCCACCGCCGCCACCACCACCGCCGAUGUACCCGCCGAUGCCUACUCCGCCCAAGAACAACAACAACAAGCGGAUAACAUCCGAGGCGGCGGAGAACGCCGCGCUGAUAAUCGGCAUUAUAGCGGCCGCGCUGAUAGCAAUCGUGCUCAUCAUACUGAUAAUCCUCAAGUUCAAGAACCGGCCGGAGACCAACUACAAGGUGGACGAGACCAAAACGUUCUGCCAAGACCCGAACGCGGCCCUCUUGGGCGCCACGGGCUCCGGCCAAACGUUCAACGGCGCCCUGAAGAACGGCGCCAACGGCAGCAAGAGCAACAAGAAGCGAGAACUGAUAGACAUUAAAGAGUGGUACGUGUAAAGAGGUGGAGUCCACACGACACCUGGAGGACCGACUGGCUCUGUCUCCGUGUGCCGUCGCUCUGUGUGUCGAGGAUACACGGCUCGGUGCUACUCUCGCAUCUCUCGCCGCCUUUCGUCUUUUCCCGUUGGAAAGGUUCCGGGGAUCGAGGGACACCGGAUGAUCCGAAAGGGUGUAUCCAAUGGCGCGCGGCGGCAGAACUGCGGUUCUCGCGACCGGUAAGCGUGCAGGAAGCGCGGCGGUCGAGCGUUCUCGGAGAAGAGAUUCUUCUUCGCGCGCUGAGUGCCGCGUGUCAGGCGAGUCUCCAGGAUCCUGAUUCAAUAGCCGAGGAUCCGUCUCGGAGGAAGAUGAUCGGACGAGAGAGUUCUCAAGCUAUUUGCCGCGACGUGCUGGACAAUUCUCACGAAGGUGUCCUGCGACAUGUGACGAAGUCAGCGUUAAAUCGUGAAAUAAGUAUAUAAGCGCGUGCGAUGUUCCUCGAAGAGACUCUCUCGACGCCGGUCAAAAGGGCGAAGGUACUCAAUGAUGAUCGCUCACGAGAGGACCGAUCAAAGUAGGACUCCUUAUCGUGUCCCUUUGCAAUGUUCCUGAGAAGGACUCGCAGUGUGGGAGAGGUCAAUCCGCACGAUCAAGUAUCCUUGACAAGAUACGUUUUCUAAGGACUCGCCUACAAUUCGCAAGAUCGUGCGCGCAGAAGAAAGAACGUGUUCGCCUCUCGAGAGAAGGACGACAAGGAAGACGUUGGUCGGAGCUACGUUGCUUUCAAUCGGGUAAUCUGACAGACUCCUUCUCUGACUCCAAGCAUGCGGAGUCAAGGUAGGGUGAAUCGCGCUCAGAGAAGUCCCCUCAGGACUGUCUUCUCCGCGAAGAGAUCCAAUGAAGAGUCGACUGACAGUGAUCCAGCGCUGCUCCUCUCGUUCCCUCGACUCGUGCGACUCCUUUCUCGGGAUAAGAGGGAAGCGCAGAAAAGCAUGGACCGAGCAUUGAUCUUGUCUCGAUCUCUGAAACGACUUUAAGGAACAGAGAGAUGAAGCGUGCGCGAGGAUCGAAUUAGGGAAUAAUUAAUGAAAGAGACACUGAGCGUAUGGUAUUGAACGCAGCGAGCGAUUCGCGCGACAUGACACGAGGAAUGCGUCUUAGGAAUCAACUUGCACCGAUGAGAUAGGUCGUUUUGUUGUUUUGUGGAUUUUACUUCCAACAUUCUCGCCGCGAAUGAUCUCUUAAGUAAGAAAUUCGCAAUGUGGCGCGCGUGAAGUACCGUAUCAUCGUAUUGUUUAUCGCUGUAAGAUUUUAUGAACGUUACGAGGUUUUCGGGUGAAAUCGUUGACGUCUCUGUUUAGGGCAAGUGGUUUGCGUUGAUCCAUUCGUUAGUUUAACACGCGAACGGCACGAGGCGCGUUGUAUCGCGCGAGUUCGUUGGUGUGUCAGGCACGAUGUUAAGUUUCACAAAGCUGAGUUUCAUACAACGUUCUGCACAUUCGUCGUCGCUGCGGCACGACGCUUCGCCUAAAACGAAGCGCUGUUUAACGCGCGAUUUACCACCGAUCGACUCGAUGUAGAUAUUAGCGGAUUAGACGGUAAGAGGAAGAAAGCCGUGGAACACAUGAACGAAUCCCGUCGCAGUCGACGAUGCAAUUUCAAGCCGAGUAUUGUUUCGAUGCGAGCGCAGUACCUCCUGAUAGCGAGAAUCCGAGUCACGUUUCAUUCGCGACGCGCGUAAGACCUCGUAAGAACGAGAUGUUGGAAGUGAAACGUAAGUUAGAGGAACGAAAGUGUCGCGAUCGGGCGAUCCUACUCUAUCCUAUUAACACAUUUAUUGUUGUAUAGAAGGCAAGAGCAAGAAAAAAAAUAAUAUAUAUGUAUAUGAUACACACCCGCGACACAGACACACUUAUCGAUUAUGUUAUGCGUGUAAAUUGUUUGACGGAUUAAAUAGAUUUUAUUAUACAUAUAAAGUCUGUUUUGUGUGAGCGAAGGAUACGUGACACGCGUAUAAGCAACGUCCGUGCGGAACACUCGAGCGCGAAGUAUACUCAGCGAGGAGCAUCGCGGGGCCUACGAGUCUCUCUCGCUCACUCUCUCUCCCUCUCUCUCUCUCCCUUUCAAAAGUAAAUUCUUCGUGUAUGUCUUUGAAAAAUUAUCAAAUUGCCAGGAUAUCGCGACGUUUGAUUCCAUUGAACUUCAAGGUAACAGCAGUUCGCUCGAUAUUCCUCGAUACUCUCGACGCGUCCAUGCGCUCGAGUGUCCCGCGCGAGAUUGUACGUAAGUGACUCUUAUACAUAUGGAAAGUAAUCUGUAAGUAAUCCGGGAGAGUGGAGGAAAGAAAAGAGCGGAGGUACACUUAAGGAAUAGGUGAUUCACAGCAUAUACGCGAAUAUGCUUACACAUAAAUACAGGGUGUGAAUGCAGUAUUGUCAGAACGAGUUGGGUGACAAGCUCGGCGGUCGUAUAAUAAUGAACGCCGGGCGCUUAACCGCACGGCGAGUACACCAAGUCGUUUCUACCAAGUUGCAUUGUCUCCUCCUGAUUGAGAUCCAGAACGGCCCGGAUCCACGUCCCGACGAGUCUGCGUAUACUUUCACACGUUGUUAUUUCGUUUAAUAUUACUAUUAACGUGAUUAAUCGUUGACGCAGCCGGCGACAACAGAUUUCUUUCCCAAGGCCAAAGAGAUUGCGUCAAAAUUUCGUACAAAGAUAAUUGAAUUUUCAUCAAUAUUGAAUUAUAUAAAUGUUAAAUUAUAUAUAAGUUAAAUUACUAAUAUAGAACUAUAUAUAUAUAUAUAUAUAUAUAUAUAUAUAUAUAUAUAUAUAUAUGAUAUUAACAAAUUAAAUUACUAGUAGUUUCUCUUUGAAUUAUUACUCUUUUUAAAUUUUUAUAUUAUAUUAUUAUAUUAUAGUAUAUUAUAUAUUAUUAAAAAAGACUAAUCGUUUCAAGUUAUAAGGGAAAAGAGAGAAACGAUUGAUUGUUCGUUGCGUUGAUUGGUGCGGCCGAUAAUUAACACGGUUAAUAGUAAUAACGAGCCGCGCGACGAGGAGGCGAGACUCGUUGCAGAAAAAGAAGCAAUAAAUAACGAAGGGAGGCUUAGCGUUUAAGCUGAUCUGUCUGUGUAAAGCGCGGCGAUGCGUUCGGUUGAGUCCUGAAGUGUCGGUUCCGUGCGACUCUCGAGCGGACUCGCGUGAACAAUUCGUCACGUCGGGCCUGCUCUUCCCAGUUUGCAAUUUUUACGCGCGCUUCCGUUCAUCUUUCAGGCCCCCGGCAACGAGCGUGAGAAAGAGCGGCCGGGAAGAGGACAGACCCAAAGUGGACGAACGAGAAAAGGGAGAGAGUGUAUGCAAGUUGUCGUUCAAACGCACGUCCACGCCAGGGAUGAGUAAAAUACCGCGGAGGGCUGCGAGAACAUAGUCCUGAAAUAUUCGUUAAUUUACGAGCGAGCGGACAAGCAAGUUCGUCAAUUUCCGCGCGAUGGUGGGAACGUUUAACAAUACAUAUCCGAGGCACGAUUGAUUGACGGCGGAUCAAACGAGAAGAAGACGAAAAGGACGCGCCGUAAUUGAAGUAAUAAUCGUAAAUUUCCUACGAAAGGUUGUAAAACUCUUUGAUUAAAGUCGAAACGCAAAGGUAAGGGACGGAACAAAAUCUCAAUUCGUGCAACUGAAUAGGAACCAGAUGAAAAUUCAGCAACAUGAAAUCAUAGGUAUGUUUAUUGUGGCUGAACCAGCGUAUACUUUCGGAACUUAAAAAGAAACAGGUGUAUAGCUGUGACUUGGUGUAAAGAAGAGAAAAAGAAAGAACUAAUACAGACUAAAGUGUAGCUAAUUCAGCUACAAAGAACAGACCACAUGCCUCUGUUACUGCAACCAAGAACGUUUGUCUGAACGUUCAGUCGUGUUACAACUUGGUUGCAAUAACUGAAAGUUGAUUGAAUUAGAAACAUCCUACAGGAAUCUCUCUAUCCCUACAACCGAAUCAGACAACAAAAACCUCUAAAAAACGUCUUACUCUCUUUGGGUAUCUCUCAGACGUCUUUAAGAUAUCUUUUAGAAGUUUGUACUGUUUAAGGAGUUUUUCAUCUGGUUUUUCGUCCCUAUACUUAUCAGGCAACGGAGAAUUCGGUUAUACUAGCAUAAUUGUUUUUUCCGUGUACUGUGUACACGCAAGUACAAACCGAUUUGUUAUUGAUAAUAAAUUGGAAUGCACCUGCGCGAACAGUAAAUUUUUAAUAAAUGCAAACUAUACCUGCAAUUGGCUCUUAUCGUCCUUUACCUUUGUGUCUUCCACCGUAAGUUUCCAAACAGCAAAAAUCGCCAAUACGAGUAAUUAUUAGCAAUUACUAGAUGGCAAAUUAAGAAUCUCUCUCCGGUGGUGACCCCGCGUUUCCUUUGUACACCAGAGGAGGCUUCCGCCGGUCUUGUACGGCAGUUUGACAUUUUUCACUUGAAAACGAUUCAGCAUAGUCGCGCGAGUUAGACCGAUAGAUGCGUCUUGGAACGACGGGGACGGCGAAUAAUAGCAGGCUUCCCCUGACAUUAUUAGCAAGUGACUGCAGCGAGUACUUUGCCCAUCGCUGGUCGAGACUGACUCUCGGCGAUCAAUCGAAGGCGAGGAAAAAACGUCCGAUUGUUAUAAACUGCUCUCGAAUAUUUUGUAAACGCCGCGAACCUCCUUCUCUUCUGUAGUUGCACUUCCUCUUCUACGUGUGGAAUCUCUCUCUCUCUCUUCUUUAUCACGAUCGCUACACUAUUUCAUGAAAUCUCGGGAUCGGUUGCUAGUAUCGAUAGUUUUCCUCUAUCUGCCUCUCUCUUCCUCUAUCUCUCUCUCCCUUUCUGUCUAUCUCUAGCUCUCUGUCUAUUCUAUCUCUCUGACAGAAAAAGGAAUCUCUAUCCAUCAAUCUAUCUAUAUAGUGCAUUCGUCGCUUCUCUCUUCCUGCCAGACACGUUGUGGGUAAACGAAGAUUUUAUUAACGAGUCGCAAGUCGAUACGUAUCUCGAAGCAACAAUCCUCAGGGAAGCGCAGGUAACGCGAUCGAUCGGGAAGAAACAGGGGUUUCCGUAAAUCGAUCGAUUACCCGCUCAUUAUUAGCACUGACCGGUUGAUCUUGCGAUCUUUCACCAGUUAAAAAAAAAUUCGAGAAGCUCGAUCCUCUUUAAGUCUUCAAUCACGGUCUCGUUCCGUUCCAUUCGGUCUGGAAGAUGAGAAAUUCCUCCGUCGCUCGAAUUUCGCGAUUGGAACAAGCUUCUUUGUUUCUCUCUCUUUCUUUUUUUCUCUCUUUCUUUCUGUUUUUGUCUGACGGGUUCUCACAUAUUUCCGAUCUCGACGAGAUCGAAUCCUCCUCUCUAACGAUGUAUCGAUAAACAAACGCUAGCGAGACACGGCUACGUACUACACAAAUCCCGCGAGUCGACAGGUCGGAUGAAGCUUCCUUAAUCCUUAAUAUCUUGCACAACAGCUUGGACCUUAUCAUUGAGGUGAUAAGUAAAGAAAGAAAAAAAAAAUACAAGAAAAAAAGUGCCGCGGUCUAUUUUUUGCGCGGAUCGCUUUUACGCUUAACGAGGCACGAUAAAUCUUAAACUCCUCUCGUCUUCGCCGGACUUGCAAUUGUUCACUUCCUCUUCUCCACUACCCCGAAACCUCCUACACUCCCCCCUCCCCAUGAGUCUCGAAAUUAUUUGUAGACUAUGGAUAAAUAAAUCGGUGUGUGGAUUUUUGUAUGCAUUUAUGUGACUAAACCUUGCGCGCGGGCAGUUUUAACGAUAUACACGCGACAACAACGAUAUAUUAAUGAUGUACUAGAAACGUUUCUUCCCUUCCGCGCUUCACGAUCGAUCGAUCACCUUCGGACCGUUGGGAUUUUAUUUCGUAUAAACAGUAAAAAAAACAGCAAAAAAAGAAAACCAUAACGAUAAAGCGACUUUCGCGAUAAAGCGCCGCCAUCGUCGUCGUCAUAGUCCUCUUUCUUUCUUCUCGGUCCUUUACCAACGGGAGUCGACACCUGCUCUUUAUCGACAGGGGAAUCCAAACAUAUUGUUAUCACUGCCCUCCGAUUCUCUAUCUGCAUAUCCUUCGAUGUACCGAUGACUAACGUUUAUACUAAACUAAAUUUAACUUCUAUAAAGAUAUAUUUACCGAGCAGUGUUACUCUACUAUUAACUCUUACGCAUUAUGUCGAAUUUAAAGGAGAAAAAGAAGUAAUAAUAAAAGAUAAAAAAAAAGAAAGAAGAAGAAGAAACGUAUCGCGAAUGAGCGCUGCAGCAGUCGGAGUAUAAAUCGAGGAGUUAUAUAUACCGAGAUAUCGCCACGACUAACGAAUUAACGAACAAACUGAUAAUAAGCCGGGAGAAUAAGCGAGAAACGAUAAGUGAACGGGAGUAAAAGAAGAAAGAAGGGAAGAGAAGAUAAACGCUCGCUCACAGCUGUAUAUCUAGAGUCGCUAUAGCUAGAUGGAAUUAUAUUUUACAUUGUACAGUCGCGCGUACGUACGAGUGCACUAUGAUGACUUAGAUAGUAAACCAUGUUCGCGUAUUGGACGAAGAGAAAAGCGCGAAGGCAGGAGAGACGGGAGAGACGGAGCGGAGAACGCGAACUGAGAGACGCGUGUUACGUGUGUGUAAGAGUGAGAAUCCUGCGAAAUUCCACACAGGAGCGGACACACUUUCGUUGUCGACUGGCUGCGAAUUUCCACGACACGUUGUAUGUAUGUAUGUAUAGUAGAGAAGACAUAUACACGCAGGUGGCUGAUCCCCGAAGCGGUGAAGAGAACGUGUCGGCGAGCGGAUCGUGUUGCGCAAACUGGCGCUGUGCGUAAAUCCUCGUUUAAAAAAAAAAAAAGAAAGAAAGAAAAGAUGAACAAAUCAAUCAAAUCAAAAAAUCGAAUGAAGCGGCGACACUGAAGAGGAUCACUUGAAAAUUCAUUUGUGAGAUACAAAGCUUAUUACUGCGAAAUAAAGUUUAUUUUUGUGAAAUAGAGUUUAUUUCUGUGAAAAUAAACUUUGUGUUCCACAAACGAAUUUUCCAGUAUUUUUUCUCAGUGCACACUGAGACAAGAAAUUCUUGAAAAUUGAGUUGCGGGAUAUGAGUUCACAGAAAUGAACUUUACACACAUCCCGCAAAUAAAUGUCCAAGUAUUUCUUCUCAGUGCACCGUUAAAAAUCUCACAUAGGAAUUGAAAUCGACGUAAAAGGGCUGAAAAAGACGAAGGGGGUUUCGCUGUGAUUCGGAUUUAUUCACGAUUAUGUAUUUAGCUCGUGACAGAUCGACGCGAUGAGAAAGAUUCCUUUGUCGUAAAUUCCACGAAAUUUCGCGAACGAUGCGAGAUAUUUCGCUUGAUCUUUUCGGCGACCUCAGCCGGACACUGCGGCGAAGAAACGUGUCGCACAGCGCCAGGAUGGACCGUCGCGAGUCAACACGAUUCUGCAGGGUCGGAGUUGGCCGUUCUGUUCCACACAGGUUAUAUGAUAUAUAAAUAAAUACGGUAAAUACGGGGUAGAAACGUAUGUGGUGUGUUUAGAUUUUUUACACGUCAACAAGGCGGAGGGUCCCGUUUCGUUAACAUUCGCCUUCCCUAUGCGGCGUACUUUUAAGCUGGGCCUCGAUCGAGUUUUCCGUUAUCAUUUCGCCUGAUAUAUAGUUUACAGUCGGCAGGAACGGAUCGGAGCUGAGUGAAACGACUAUUUUUUAUAUUUAUCGCGAUGUCGUUCGGCGAUCGCGAAAGAGAGCGAAUAGUGUUUGAUCUACGCUACACACCUUAACGUUUAAUAUAAAAUUAGGGCAUGACCGCGCGCGCUCGUGGAAGGGAGAAAACACGGAGACGAGGGCGAACUGUGUGAGCUUGCCAUAUCGGUUAUAUAAAUAUUGAAAUAGUGUUUUCAUCAGCUUCAAGGAAGAUACAUUUUCACGUUAAUCUCUCGCAAUGAUGAAGAAGAACACGGGAAGAAAAAUAAAAGAAAAUAAGAGGAGAGGAGAGCAGAUACACACGCAUAUACACACAAGUGAUUAAAUGUAGUGCGCGCACUGACGCAUUACUGAUAUUCUCCCGAGACAUUAGGGACAUUGUAAAUACAUAGGAAUAAUGCCGUAACUACGAAAUUAUAUGAAUAAAGUAUUAAAACUGUGCACACGA
Messenger RNA from Odontomachus brunneus, 15501 nucleotides. RefSeq names its product neurexin-1 (gene Nrx-1). The record is from RefSeq and is a predicted model, not a curated record. The transcript has 25 exons. Gene Ontology annotation, molecular function: calcium ion binding. Lineage: Eukaryota; Metazoa; Arthropoda; Insecta; Hymenoptera; Formicidae. Bases 2510 to 7384 code for a protein of 1624 amino acids.